This is a messenger RNA of Centruroides sculpturatus (bark scorpion), 456 nucleotides long. Its product is annotated as myb/SANT-like DNA-binding domain-containing protein 1. The record is from RefSeq and is a predicted model, not a curated record. Gene Ontology annotation, biological process: positive regulation of DNA-templated transcription. Lineage: Eukaryota; Metazoa; Arthropoda; Arachnida; Scorpiones; Buthidae. Bases 1 to 456 code for a protein of 151 amino acids. Gene Ontology annotation, cellular component: nuclear body. The transcript has 2 exons.
AUGGCGGAAGCAGAUGGAAAAACAUUCGAGGGUGAGAAAAAACGUUCAGAAAAUUGGUCGGAGGAGAAGAUUUCAGUUUUAAUUGAAAUAUGGCGGGAAAAGAUAGAUGAUUUACGUCGAGCGAAACGAAAUAAAAGUGUAUAUGAGGCAAUGGCGGCAGAAAUUCGUCUUCGGAGGCCAACCUCCAGAGCUAGAACGUGGUCGGAAGUAAGGACGAAAAUUAAAAAUUUAACUGCCAAAUACAGAGAAGAAGUAACGAAGAUUGGGCAUUCGAGAGGCAGCCCAUCUACCUGGCAAUAUUUCCAGGCAGUUAAUAGCAUUAUAGGACAUCAGCCAGCCCAGAAUAUAGCAUUAAUCGAAGAGAGUUGUAGCAAUGUGUUACCAUCACUCAAAUUGGAUACAGGUAAACUAUCAUUAGAUGUAUCCUAUUUGUCUAUAUCAAGAUCUAUUACUUAA